Molecule: messenger RNA, 3039 nt
Organism: Gossypium raimondii (Peruvian cotton)
Lineage: Eukaryota; Viridiplantae; Streptophyta; Magnoliopsida; Malvales; Malvaceae
Product: G-type lectin S-receptor-like serine/threonine-protein kinase LECRK1
Exons: 1
Coding region: 262-2733 (823 amino acids)
Biological process (GO): protein phosphorylation
Molecular function (GO): ATP binding; protein serine/threonine kinase activity
Source: RefSeq, a predicted model, not a curated record
CACCCUCAACCAGCCAGGUGCCGAUCAUGACAGUGCAACGCAAGAAUUUAGAAAGGUCAUAGCAUGUGCAAAGCCAAGUCAUUGUUGAAGUUUCAUCAGCUGAAUUUUUCCAUUUUCCACUUUCCAGGAAGUUACUUUCCUCACAAAACCAGCACCUGAAAAUUCCAUUUCCCUUUUUAAUCACUGCGUUAGAUUCAAUGAUCUCAAGGUUCAUACUUCAUAGUUCUUUCAUUUUGUUGAACACCUAGUGGGAGAGACUCAAUGAUUUCACCACUUUUUCAUAGCCAUCUUUGCCUGUUUAUCCUUGCAAGCAUCCUUUGGAUUAUUGCAACAGUUGAGGCUCAAGCAAAUGUAACUGUAGGCAAGUCGCUUGCUGCAGAUGAUACAAACACCACCUGGCAAUCGCCAUCAGGUGUUUUUGCCUUUGGUUUUCACCCCAUUACUAGUAAAAAAGAUCGGUUUCUUCUUGCAAUCUGGUAUGCUAAUAUACCAGAAAUAACUAUAGUCUGGUAUGCUAAUAGAGAUAACCCCGAAACCGAUAGAGGAUCGACGGUGGAACUCACCGAGACCGGUUUUCUUGUUCUUAACGACUCUAAAGGAAAAGAGUUGUGGAGGUCUGAGAGGGCUACUGAUGAUUUUCAAUUGUCCCAUGCAGCCAUGCUUGACACGGGGAAUUUCGUUAUUGUCAGCAAAAACUCAACCAACAUAUGGGAGAGCUUCAACUAUCCAACUCAUACCAUCUUACCGUCUCAAGAAUUGGGUGUUGAUGGCAGUCUUGUAUCAGCCCAAACAAAUUAUGGUAAGGGAAAAUAUCAACUUCGUUUCAAAACUAAUGGAUCUCUUGUGCUUAAUCAAAUAGAUAUGUUCACUGGCAAACCUUACGAAGAAUACUUUAGUUUCCCCUCGGGAAACGGUUCUCGGUUGGCCUUCGACAACGACACGGGGGAUAUUCUAAUCUGGAAUUCGAAUGGAACUCUAGUCGACAAUGUGACAAAAGAUGUUGAGCCAAGACCAGACUUAUACUACUACAGGGCGACACUUGACCUUUAUGGAGUUUUCACUUUGUAUUCUUAUCCAAGGAACCCCAGUGGUGGUGCAAGCUGGUCUGUGUCCAAGGCUUGGCCACCGAACAUAUGUCGUGCGUUUGUCGGUUCAGCACUUUCACGUGGACAGAAUAGAUAUGGAAUUGGCCCUUGUGGUUGUAAUGGCAUCUGCGAACUUAUCGAUGCGAGGCCAAAUUGUUCAUGUCUCCCUGGAUUUUCUUUCUUGGAUGACAAUAAUCACUAUGCAGGCUGCAAACAAGAUUAUGCAGGCGACCCUGGAGAUUGCAGCCCCGAUGGAUCCACCAUUGGGGAAGACCGGUUCGAAUUCCAGAAUAUUUCAUUUGUUAAUUUUCCAUUGAGUGACUAUGGAAUAUUUUACCCUGCAACUGAGUUGGAAUGUCAGCAAUCUUGUCUUCGUGACUGUUCUUGUGCAGUUGCCAUUUAUCCAACUACAAAGAAUAAUGGCAAUGCAACUUGUUUUAAAAAGCAACUUCCGCUUUCAAAUGGGCACAGAGAAGAUGGUCUUGAUAGUACAGUUCUAGUUAAGGUACUUAAGUCCGAUGCCUCAAAGAAACAACCGGAUGCCUCAAAGAAAAAACCGGCCACGCCGAGUAAUCAAGCUAUUGUGAUCCUUUCGGUUCUCUUAGGCACCUUUGGAGUUUUAGCUGCAAUUUCUCUAAUCUUCUUCUGCUUAUUCCGAAGAAGAGUUCACGACUUAAAUGGUGUUCGUAGUCCUAGCAGAAGAGAUUUAGAGACUAAUCUGCAGUUUUUCACAUACAAAGAUCUCGAGCAUGCCACGAACCGGUUCAGUGAAGAACUUGGAAGAGGAGCUUUUGGCACCGUUUAUAAAGGAGAAUUGCCAUCAAUCUAUGGAAAUUGUGUUGCAGUGAAAAAACUAGACAAGUUUGCUCAAGAUGGUGAAAGGGAAUUCACAACUGAAGUGAAGGUCAUCGGCCAAACUCACCACAAGAACUUGGUGAGGCUAAUUGGCUACUGUGAUGAAGCUGAACAUAGACUUCUGGUCUAUGAGUUCAUGCAAAAUGGCUCAUUGUCAAGCUUCCUUUUCGGAGUUCCAAGGCCUAGUUGGCAACAAAGAUUGCAAAUUGCGUCAAUGAUUGCAAAAGGCCUUGCAUACUUGCAUGAAGAAUGCAGCAAACAAAUCAUCCAUUGUGACAUAAAGCCACAAAAUAUACUAUUGGAUGAGUCCUUCACCGCAAAAAUAUCCGAUUUCGGGUUGGCAAAGCUUCUGAUGACCGACAAAACCCGAACCAAGACCGGCAUACGAGGGACUAAAGGCUACGUAGCACCAGAAUGGUUCCGAAACACCCCGGUUACUGUCAAGGUUGAUGUUUACAGCUUUGGGGUGAUGUUGUUGGAGAUCAUAUGUUGCAGAAGAUGUGUGGAAGUUGAAAUGGAGGAAGCAGCAAUAUUAACAGAUUGGGCUUUCCAGUGUUACAGCGAAGGGAUGAUUGGAAAACUGGUUGAAAAUGAUGAAGAAGCUAGAAAUGAUGUUGAGACAUUGGAGAUGUUAUUAAAAGUGGCUAUUUGGUGCGUGCAAGAAGAUCCAUUGUUAAGGCCUUCCAUGAGGAUUGUUGCAAUGAUGCUUGAAGGUGUUGUCCAAGUUCCUAAUCCACCAUGCCUUUUUCCACUCAAUUCAAUGUCAAUGUCUGUGUCUACGAAAAUGAUCUAGUUUUGAAUGUUGUUAAAGCUGGACUGGGAAUAGGUUAAAAAAGUAGUACAAUUUCCAACAGCUUAUUUUUAGUUAAUUUUAGAUAAUGGUUAGUAGUAGUAAACAUAUCUAGUUUUAGUCAUUUAUUUGUUUCGUUUUAGAUAAUGAUUUAGUGUUGAUGAAUAUGUUGUGUUCCAUGGAAACAUACGCGGAAAGUAGCUUAGUGGAUUUAGCUCUUUCAAUAAAGAGUUAAGUACAUCUAUUUUCACAAGUUUAUUUAUUGCUAUUUUUGCUUGCUUUUUUUUUUUAUGGAAUACAAUGUCAGGU